AUGUCGAAGAGCUUAACUCAGCUUUUUGUUAGCAGAUUAUCAUCGUUCACCACAAAUGAACGCUUCAAGAAGUUAUUCUCUCCUUUUGGGUCAAUCACAGAAGCUAGAUUAGUAAUGGAUUCAAGAACUCAAAGGCCUAAAGGUUUUGGAUUUGUCACUUUUGAAUCUGAGAUUGAAGCUCAAAAGGCUUUGAAGGCUAUGAAUGGCAGGAUUGUUGAUGGGAGGCUAAUCUUUGUUGAAGUUGCUCAUACAUUAUUGCAUGGAGAAAAUGCUUCCUCCUCUUGAUGAUAGAUGAUAUUGUCUACUCUAGUAAAUUGUUUUUUAUUUACAGAAAUACAUCUGAGCGUUCUUUCUUCUUUUGCCCUUUUCAUCUGAGCGUCUGAUUCAUCAGAAUUAGAGUUGAUGUUCACAUAAACAAAUGUUACAUAAAUUUGAUUAUUUAGUAAUGUUUCUCCAUGUUGUUUUCAAUAGUAGUCCUUUUGGAACCAAAUGCAGUUGGUUGCUAAACUUUAGUUGAGGCUGAUAAUAUUUGCUUUGGGGUAUUCAAACCAGGAAGAAAGAUAAUACAUUGCUGAAAGAUUGUUUUUUAAUUUAUUUA
Molecule: messenger RNA, 598 nt
Organism: Cannabis sativa
Lineage: Eukaryota; Viridiplantae; Streptophyta; Magnoliopsida; Rosales; Cannabaceae
Product: organelle RRM domain-containing protein 6, chloroplastic
Exons: 1
Coding region: 1-285 (94 amino acids)
Biological process (GO): positive regulation of mRNA splicing, via spliceosome
Cellular component (GO): spliceosomal complex
Molecular function (GO): RNA binding
Source: RefSeq, a predicted model, not a curated record